This is a messenger RNA of Cotesia congregata, 4161 nucleotides long. NCBI's taxonomy places the organism in Eukaryota, Metazoa, Arthropoda, Insecta, Hymenoptera, Braconidae. The record is from the annotation of a GenBank genome assembly.
GUAAAAGUAAUGCUGAGAAUAUCAUCCGGUGAAGGUGGUAGUUUUUUUACGGCUGACAAACGUAAAAAACAAAUAACAAUUAUUGAUCCAACGUCAGGACAAUCAGCAAUGACUGAAUCAGACAGAAGGCCAACUGUUGCUGCUCCAAAGAUGUUUGCAUUCGACGCUAUUUUUACAGAAGAAGAUUCACAGAUAGAAAUAUGUUCAAGCGCGUUAACUGAUGUUAUUCAUGCUGUCAUUAAUGGUACAGACGGGUGCUUAUUUUGUUUUGGUCACGCCGGUUUAGGUAAAUCACAUACAAUGCUCGGUACUCCUGAAGCUGGACAUACACUAGGUGCUAUUCCAUGUGCAAUAACGUGGUUAUUUCGUGGUAUAUCUGAGCAACGACAAAGAACUGGAGCGCGAUUUAGUGUACGAGUAAGUUGCGUUGAAUUAACAACUGGACAACAUCAAUUAAAAGACCUGCUAGCUGCAUACGCAAAUGAUUCAGAACAAUCACCGGCAGUUUAUCUACGUGAUGAUCCACUGUUUGGUACACUGCAGCUUCAGCAGCACAGUGAACUUCGUGCUCCUACUGCUGAGCGUGCGGCAUUUUACUUGGACGCAGCAGUUGCUGGCCGUCAAUAUGAAGAUAGCAAUGCUCAUAUGCUCUAUACGCUUCAUGUUUACCAAUACAGUGUUGCUGGUAAAGGUGGAGUUGCUGGUGGGCGUAGCAGACUUCAUUUAAUGGAUCUUGGUAAUUCAGAUCGUGGUAAAUCUGCUGGCGGUAUACCCUUGUCUGGUCUUGGAAAUAUAUUAUUAGCAAUAUUUAAUGGUCAAAAGCAUUUACCCUAUAAAGAACAUAAAUUAACCCAAUUAUUAAAAGAAUGCCUGGGUUCACUGACAUGUCAUGCAGCAAUGAUUGCCCAUGUAUCACCAAAUGCCCAACAUUAUACGGAUACCCUAACAACUGUACAAUUAGCUUCACGUAUACACAGAAUGCGCCGACGUAAAAUUAAAUUUGUAUCUGGUGGUACACAAGGAAAUGGUCACAGCAGUGGGAGUUCCGGUGAGGAAGCCGCACGACAAAAUACCGAGUGUGAUCCAAGCUCAAGUGAUUUAUCAGCAGACACUGUUAUUUAUGUUGGUCCAUCUGCUGAAGACGCAACUGAUGGUGAGCAUCCACCUGUUUAUAUUCCAAGUCUUAAUUCUGGUGAUCAAAGAUGUGCUAUGGGACGAAUUUUACGCGGCUCUGCUGCUGAAAGACCUUUAAAUAGUAAAUUUAUUGACGAUCAACAUAGUCCGGUACAUAAUAAUAAAACAAUUACUACAACAACUGCAACUACAACAACACCAUUAACAACAACGACGACAACAACUAAUGCAACGGCAGUAACACAAACGACAGCGUCAAUGGCACCAACAAAAUCAUCUGUAAAAACAUUAACUCAAACGGCGUCUAAACAAACAUCGCCAGCUCAUAGUAUUACACCAAAAGCAAGUCCAGCCCGUAAAAUUAACACUAAAUCUUCCAUUAAUAAAUUAACAGACUCCCCAACAAAUAGUAAAAUACCAAUCUCUAGUAGUAAUAAUGCAAGUGGAAAUAAUGUUAUUAUUAUUGGAGCGUCUGACGAACAGUGGAUUGAUGGACCAAGAAUAUCUAAAUCAAAAGUUGCUGAAGCGAGACAUUUAUUUAAAGAUACUCAUCAUAAACGAGAAACAUGGAUUGAUGGUCCUUUACAACCAUUACUUAAUCAGCAACAGCAACAGCAGCAGCAACUACAACUACAACUACAACAACAAUCAUCACAGCAUACUGGAUACGGUUUUAUGGAUAAUCAUAAAAAAAUAAUGAUAAGAAAGUGGGUAGAAAAUCAGUCAUCACAAAUCCAACGGGCCAAGCACACGUCAUCGAGAUCGGAAUCUAAAUUAGGUCAAUCUUGUGGAAGCAGUGUCACUGGUGGUGUUGGUAUUUUUAAAGAUGUCACAAGUAGUGGUGGUGGUGGUGGUGGUGGUGGUGGUGGUGGUGGUGGUGGUGGUAGUGGUGGGGGCUCGGCGGGAUUUAAAAUGUCGUCUGAUGAUAAUGAGGAUGAUACGUCAUUAAGUACUGUGGGCAGCGAUAGUUUAAGAACAACUGAUGCUGAUGAUACCAUUGAUAAGAUUCGUUCUACUGGGGGUAAUAAAUUAUUAAAUUUAAUAAAUAAUAUAAAGUCAAAUACUGAUUCUGGUUUAGAUUUAACAACUAGUCCUGUUAUUGAUGAUAGUAGUGAUAAUAAAAAUAAUGAUAUAGAUAAUGAUGACGAUGAUGAUGAUAAUGAUGAUGAUGAUGAUGAUGAUGAUGAUGUUAAUAUUGUAGAUAUUGAUGAUGAUGAUAAUGAAGAGGAAGAUGAAAUAAUUGUACCUCCACCGUUAAAAUUAAUUGAACCACUGAGUAAUGGUGUUAGUCGCGAAGUUUCAAUGGAGAGUCUUAAUUUAUCUCAUAAAGAUAUGGUAUUGCCUUCGAGACAUUCACUGUCGUCGGAAGAUGAAAUUUUAGAGAUUAUUGAAGUUGAGGAUUUAGAACCAGUACCAAUGCAAGACUCGUGUUUGCAAGUUACCGAAGAAGAUAUAGCACUUUGUAUGGGUGAAAAUCCUUUGCCUGAAAGCGAUCAAGAGGAACAUCCGUUAAGGAUUUUGAGUCAAGAAAACUUGACAAUUGUCUCUACAUUCACCGAUUCAAUGUCCGUAAUGUCAGACAGCGAACGUUACAAACCGCAAUUUUCAUCAUCAGUUGGUAUAGGUGUCUUACCGCGACCUUACUUUGACCAUGAAGACUUUCUUGAGCAGGAAACUCGACACAAGUUUGAUCAAUUGGCUCGACUUCAUGAACUAUAUCAAAGUAAACUUGCUUUGGCCAAUGUAUCCAAUUCAGUGACUUAUCAGAGAGAAAACUCAUCUGUUGUCAGUGUCCAUGAUGUUCCAGCAAAUGUGUUCCGUCCACCAUCACGUUGUCAAUCUUUAUCGCUGUCUGACGUUAUGUUUAAUGACAAUUCAAGUAACCAUGGAAGUAUAUACAGUGAACCGGCGUAUAUACCUGGCAAUAACGAUGAAGAAAAAAUAUGUGAUAAUUGUCGGCAAAGUAUGUCACGACCAGCAACAGCGUCUUAUUGGUACCCAACAAUUCAAGGAGGAGCAGGAUCUUCACUAACUAAAAAUCAACAAGCAAUGUCUUCAGCGACUGGAAUGAGAAUGGGAAUGGGAGUAAGAAUGGGGAAAGGUGGUGGAGGAGGAUCAUCAUCAUCAUCAUCAGCAUUGCCAUUAUCAUCAGGUGAUAAUGGUGGUGCAGUAUCGCAAAUUCCUAGCAGUAGUUUAUCACAUUUAGCGAGUCCAAAACGUUAUUGCGGUAAAUUUAGUGAUUGUAAUAUAUCUAGUCUACGACAUCCGGAUGGUGCGUCAAAUCCAAAUCUUAAAGAGGAAAUUGAAAGAAUACCGGGCAAUGGUGCUUCGGGGUCUGAUCCUGAAGAAGAAUAUAUUGAGGCUAAAAAAUUAUUCAACACUGCUGUUCAUGAAAGAUCUGAAAGAAGCGAAAGAACUGAAAGAACUGUCACUGGCAAAUCGGAUAUUGAGGAGGAAAUUAUACUUCCAGUAACUGUACCGUUAGAAUUAUCAAUUCCGUCCUCACUACCGUCCUCAGGUCGUAUGCAACGUAAAAUAUUAAGCCUCGGUUCAUCACUCGGAUUAAAUCGCGAGAGUUAUGAUUCUGGUGCUGAUUCUACGCCACGUGCUGCUAAACUUUCUCCAGCUACUUUGUCAAGGUAUCGCGCUGAAAGUUCCGGUUAUGAGAGCGUAAUCAGAGACAGCGAAAUUAGUAGCAUUGCCAGUGAUUCAUCAAGGCAAACUAGCGCACUCCAAGAGCAUCAAGGUGGCGCACUGGGAGUUCUAACAUCGACGUUGUGCGGAUGUUUCAGCGGUGGGACAACCGGGAGCCGAGUACGUGCAACACGUUCAACAUCAGCAGCUGCAGCUGCAGCGGCAGCAGCAGCAGCAGCAUCAGCAUCAGAGGCAAACAAUCCUACCCGUGGUAGUACUCGAUUACACAGACGAGGACGUGGAAAUAAUGGAACGGAGAGGUCUAAUUCGCUCGGAUCCACGUGGCACAAUGUACAAGAUAAACAACCUACGUCUGCGCCAACGGCUUCUUAA